Messenger RNA from Oncorhynchus gorbuscha (pink salmon), 796 nucleotides. RefSeq names its product thyrotropin-releasing hormone-degrading ectoenzyme-like. Gene Ontology annotation, cellular component: cytoplasm. NCBI's taxonomy places the organism in Eukaryota, Metazoa, Chordata, Actinopteri, Salmoniformes, Salmonidae. Gene Ontology annotation, biological process: proteolysis; peptide catabolic process. The record is from RefSeq and is a predicted model, not a curated record. Gene Ontology annotation, molecular function: peptide binding; zinc ion binding; metalloaminopeptidase activity.
GGCUGGCUACCUGCCCCAGAACGUGCCCCUCCAGAUCAUCUGCUACCUACCCCAGGAGAGAGAGUUCCUCCCCUGGCACGCUGCCAGCCGCUCCCUCUACCAGCUGGACAAGCUGCUGGACCGCACAGAGGACUACAGCCUCUUCAGUGACUUUGUGCUGAAGCAAGUGGCCUCAAAGUACCACAAGAUGGGCUGGCCCUUGGCUCUGACAGAAGGCUCCAUCAUACAGGCCUCCUACCAGACUGAAGAGCUGCAGAGAGAGGUGAUCAUGCUGGCAUGUAGUUUCGGGAACAAACACUGUCACCGCCAAGCAGUGUCGCUCAUCUCUGAUUGGAUCUCCAGCAACAAGAACAGGAUCCCUCCCAACGUGCGUGACAUAGUGUACUGUACAGGCGUGUCUCUGAUGGAUGAGGACGUGUGGGAGUUCAUCUGGAUGAAGUUCCACUCCACAACAGCCAUCUCAGAGAAGAAGGUUCUCCUGGAGGCUCUCACCUGCAGCGACAAUGGCUUCCUGCUCAACCGGCUGCUGAAUCUUUCUCUGAGCUCAGAUUUGGUCCCAGAUCAAGAUGUCAUCGAUGUCAUCAUCCACGUGGGAAGGAACCCGCAUGGAAGACACUUAGCCUGGAGGUACUUCAGGGAGAAGUGGGACAUCUUGAAUUCCCGGUACGGAGAGGCCUUAUUCAUGACCUCUAAGCUAAUCAGUGGGGUGACUGAAUUCCUGAACACAGAGACGGAGCUGAAUGAGCUCUACGGCCUGACUGUGUCUAUUGUGACUGCUGACAGCUCUAUGGCCUGA